GAAGUCAAAUUUUGAAAAAGCAAUGAGUCAGGAGUAGUUUAAAGCUUAUCUACCCACACACUUCCUCUAAUCAAAAAUUGAAAGUCAAGCAAAAGUAUCUUGAAUGUAAUUAAUAUUUUUCCUCUGAUAUGAAUUUUUUUUUCCUUUGAAUGUAUUAUUUGAUACUUCCGAUCUAAUUUUAAACCCAGAUGUCGACACUGCUGUCGUUUCAUGGUGCUGAGUCGACGGUUCAAUUAGAGCGCGCACUUUGAAUUUUUGAUCCUGCAGUGCAGAUACAUCCAUCGUUUUUUCUGUCCAGUACUGUUGUUGCCAAAAAGACGCUGCCAUUGUAAUUUUUUCAUCCAGAAUUUUGAGGUCCUUCCUGAGAUAUUAUGCAGGUAUAUAUCUCCAGCUGACAACACACGUAAGGGCUUCAAAGAGAUCCUUUCACACAUCCAUGUUGGGAUGAAAGUUUUCAACCAUUUUACAUUAUGCAAUUUCUCAAGGUUGGAUGAAGUUCAUGUUGCUGGGUUUUGGUAUGCAAUUAUCAUCAAACUCAUCAUUGUUUGAAAAGUAUUCAGUUGACUUUUCAACAAAAACGUCAACAACCACAUUAAUUAUUCUGCUGUAUCUGGGCAUUUCAUGGUUCUCUGGCUUUGUAAUAGAUACAUCUCAACAAUGUUAUCCAUUAUUCAUCAUGUAUACGGAAUUUAAAGCGAAUAAUUUUAAUGAAAGAUUAAAGGUAAUUGAUAAUUAUUCGCACAUUGGAGCGUUGCGUCACCAUUGCAUCACUCAUUGCAGGUGGAAAUAGCGGGCAUUUUUAGGAAUGAUAGACUAAAUAUGCAUUCUUUGACGGCCUUUUAAAUUAUUCCACAAGGAGUUCGAGUCGUUGCAGAGUAAGUAUUCGGUGGAAAAAUCAUUUUGAUGUGCAUUUUGUUGAUCUUUUUUCUCCAUGAUAUUUUCAAUCAUUUUACUGAGUUUGGAUUUGAGUUGCACAUCCAAUCUCUGCAAAAUGAGCUUCAUCCCAGAAAAUUUCAAAAUCUAAAAUUGGCUGGAGGCUUCUUCGGAUAUCUUGCCAAUACCAAUGUGCAAGUGAAUUUCGUCAAACUUGUUGUAUGCUGCUAUUAUCUGAGGAUGCAUUUUUGAGGCACUGUUGUAUAAGAUACUUUUGAUCUCAAUAAGAAUACCGCAGUUAUUGUGGAUGGAAACAUCUCAAUGGCAGCGUCAGGUUAGCUACAUAUGAAAGGACGGAAAAAGCGAAGUGCGCAUCUACACGCGUAAUUAAUAAUUCAAACUGCGCGCCACAACUCAGCAACACGGUGCGAGGCAGCAGUGCCAACCUCCGGGUUUUAGAGGUUUGCAGUAAUCAAAAAUAUUUAUGGGAGAAAAAAAUAUAAAUCGAGGAGAAGAAUGUGCAUCAAAUAAGGAAAAAUAUAUCGAAGAGAAAAAAAUUAUUCCUUCAUCAAAAAUAUUUCCCCGUUGGUUUCUGGUACGCGGUCACAACGCCACAAUGGGUCUAUCAGGUUGCUGACCCUUCCUGUAGGUACAUAAUUACAUAUCUUGCGUCAAUUUUAUCCAUAAUGAUUUUAUCAAGGUCGCUCAGUCAUCUGUGUUUGUUCGGUCGUUUCUGUUGAUCAUUUCUUGCUCAGCUUUCCACUUUUAGCAUUUUGUGUUCGUAAAACAUUUCGUAUUUGCUGUAGCAUUUUGUUUUAAACUACUAAUUAUGAACCCUAAACUAUCCGUCACACGACUCGUGUUCAACUAGUGGUGGUGAAGUGAAAGUAAGGUUAGCUUGGUUGUAAUGCUAAAUUUUGCCUGUUUUCCUCCUGGAACAAGGAAAACUUGGUAAAUAUUCCACUUUUCUUCAAAUCCUUGUACUUUUGAAACCUGACAAUGAUUGCCAGGAAGAACAUUAAUCGGCAGUUAGAAAGCCUCAGGAAUAAUCUGAGUACUCGUGUUUCUGAUGAAUCAUACAAUGUUUUGCUCACUAGAACUGUCAGGAUUCAUGCCUCCUACUUGUUUCACCCAGCUGGCCAAAGGGUUCUUCAGGAUAUUUGCUCCACCAUAAGUUCAACUGGAGCAAACUCUCAAAUCAAUGGAUGGAAAGAUCUAGCUAGUUACUUAGGGCUCAGUUUUCAUCAGAUAGGAUGCAUCGAAAAUUAUCGUUACAUUGACAGCACCGAGUUGGUUUUGAUGGCCUUUGCGCAAGGUGAAAAUGCCAGCUUAAGUGAAGUUUUGAACAACUUGCUCCACAUUCAACGACCUGAUGCUGUCACCAAAGCCCAAAUUUCCAUCACUAAAAUGGUGGAUGCAGUUUUUAUAUUACACAACCAAAAUUCCCACGAAUGUACUCAAAAUAAUGAAAUCACCCGCUGUGGCGAAUUUUUACUCAGACCCAACAAUUACUCUCGGAUCAAACAAGAACUACCUAUUACUUUGCGAGAGCUAAGUGUUACUGAAAUGCCAACCCCGGUGGUUGUCAAGUCUCCGCAGCCAAUCAUUGUACCAUCGAUUCAGUCAGUUGCGCUGUGCCAACGUUCGGCUCCAAAACCUCAGUCUAAUAGUAAUUUGCUCAACACCAACAUCAAACAACCCAGCAGGAAAAUGAGAACUGUUAUGUUAACGUUUGCUGAUGAUGGCAAAGAAGUUGCACUCAGGAUUGCACAGCGACUACGCGAGAACCGCUCCGAGUCAUUCCCAGUGGGAGUUUUAAUUCUUGACGAACAAGAAAAAUUUGUCAGUGCUAAUCCUGAGCUAUUCAUAAUGCGUUGUUUCUCGCAGACGGACUAUGUGGUACCUAUUAUCACUCCAGACUACUUGAGAAUGGUGAAUUCAGGACCUUCAGUAUUAUCUCAAAGUGCACUCAGUAGUUGGGACAACCGCUAUGUAAGCUUUAUUCAUGAUUUAAUGAUGAAAUAUUACAUUGACAAUCAGUGUCGUAACUUGAAAAUUAGGUGCAUUGUGCCUCAGUCACAUGGGGGGAAAUUGGUAUUCAACAGUAACAUUUUAAGGAAUGAUCCAACUUUGAGGGUUUGGAUAAAUGAAGAAGAAGUUGAUAAUUUUGUAUCCCGCAUCUCUAUUAAAAAACCUUGAAGUGCAAGUUUGAUAGGUCAAGCAAUUGAUCAGCAAGAAUUAAAGCUGCAUUUAAGUAUACAUUACUUAAAACCAAGCAUUCUAUGUUUGGAAGGCCUUUGAGAUGAGGAGUUAACAUUCUUGAGAACCUUUACAGAACUUGUGUGAAUGUACAGAUCUAUCACAUGGGGAUACCAUUAAUGGUGCAGUUGCAUAUCUUCAUCAUUUAAGCAUAUUAUUAUUGAUUUCGUAAUAGCAUUAUUUUAAGGAAAUUACCUAUUACUAGUUUGGUAAUGCGACACUAAGCAUUCAGCAUGCAUGAAUCACCACAGUACACACCCCUGAGAUUUAGCUAAUAUUCUGAUCAACUGCUCACCUACACUUAGCUCCAAGAUUUUUAAUUGUGCAUUGUUUUUUCAGUCAAAUCAGAAUUACACUGAACAAAAUGGUCAGAAAAUGAAUAUUUUCAAUUAAAGAAAAAUUGUAUUUGAUGUAAAGACAUUUUCUUACCUAACUGAAUGAAAUGUUCUGCAAUUCAAAUGACUUUUUAAUCUAAAGUAGGUAAUGUUAAUUUGUCGUCAAAUAACAUAUUCUUUGAAAUAAAAAAAUAUUUAUUUCAUUCUAGGUAGGUAAUUAAAGAAAAUUUCUUUGACUCAAGAAAGAAAAAAAAAAUCAUCAAAUAAAAAAGAAUGUCUUUAAAUCAAAUACAUUUUUUUAAAAUUGAAAACACCUUUUAUAACUAGUCUUUUAGUGUACCUCAAACAUGUUAUUCAAAAUCUAUGAUGUACAACUAAGCACCUUCUCAUUUUCCUUUUUUCUUUAGGAAAAUAUUUUCCUAACUUAGGUACUUAUCAAUAAACGCAACUUGCUAACGUUUAAUGGUUUUUUUCAAGCCAGCUGACGACAAUUAGAUAAAAAAUAUACGUUGCCAUUUUGUUUUCUUAACUCUUUUUCGGUCAGUAAGGGUAAUAUCUAGUGCAAUAGGUAUGGAAGUAAGUGAAGGUACUUUAGUCAUAAUUAUUUUUUUUUCUUCUUGUUUUGGUGAAAGUUAUUGGAAAUAUUUUAGAAAACUUAUUUUCUCAGCUAUUUAACUUUUGGUUCAUCAAUUUUCUAUCACCAACUCCAAGGCUCUUACGAAUUCACGGGUAUGCUAUCAGAGCUAACAUAGUUUUUGUUGUUCUUUUUUCUUUUUUCCGUAGGCGUCACUCAACAAAACAAAAAAAAGAAAAAGGGGAAAACAAAAACACGCUGAUAACUGGAAAUAAAGCUGAAAUUGUAAAGUUCUAUUCACCGAUUCAGUCUGAUAGUAUCCCUGUAUCUGAAUCUCCCUCUUUAAAAUCUCCCUUCACUUUUGUUUUAAAGUGUUGGAAUCUUUCCCAACAUGUCUCUACUCCACGGCUGGUGCUUUGUUCAUCGUAAAAGAGUCAAAAACCUCUCUUCAAAUUUUUUUCUGUCAGUCUUUUUUCCCCCAAAAUUAUCCAACUCGCAACAUUCCAACCAUUACUGCAUCACAGGUUACUAUGUAGUUGAGAUCAUAUUUGAGUUGAGGUAAACUUUCUUCUAUCUUACAGAGCCAGAUUAUUGCAGAACAUUUUUAGAUAGAAGUGUUAUAUGUUUCCUUUGCAGGUGCUGCGAAAGAUUUUAUUACUUUCAUCAAGUACCUUAUAGAAAAUCUUCAGUCAAAGCGUUUUUCUUUUGUUUUUUUAUGGUUUAUUUUAUAGUGCAUUUUUGUUUUAUUAAUAAAAUCAUCAGGCCUUUUUUAUCAUGAACUGAAACAGUUCGUGUCAUUUUGUCUUUUCUUAGGUAUUUUUACAACUCAGGAGUAGAUACUUAGUUUUAUACAGACAAAAAAUUUACAUUAAAAAAAUGUCUGUUUCUUUUUUAAAAAGCUACCUUACUAGCUUAGCUCUAAAAAUUUCAUAUCAAUUGUUUUUAGAAGAUCAUUGUAUCACGAACUUGUUCGAUUUCAACACACGAAAAUUUUUGUACUUACAGUUCUUUUGUUCAUUUCUUUCCUUUCAUCUACCAACUGUAAAGUUCAUGAAAAAAUAUAUCUAUAUUUAUCUA
Molecule: messenger RNA, 5118 nt
Organism: Bemisia tabaci
Lineage: Eukaryota; Metazoa; Arthropoda; Insecta; Hemiptera; Aleyrodidae
Source: RefSeq, a predicted model, not a curated record